Pocillopora damicornis (cauliflower coral) is the source of this 3098-nucleotide messenger RNA. Its product is annotated as palmitoyltransferase ZDHHC5-A. The record is from RefSeq and is a predicted model, not a curated record. NCBI's taxonomy places the organism in Eukaryota, Metazoa, Cnidaria, Anthozoa, Scleractinia, Pocilloporidae. Gene Ontology annotation, molecular function: palmitoyltransferase activity. Gene Ontology annotation, biological process: protein palmitoylation.
AAUCGGCUUGGGUAUUCUUCAAAAAAUAAUUCAUAGAUCAGGGCCGAGAAAAGGGAACGAAGAAAAUGUCCCGUUCUCGGCCUUGCAAGAAGUUUUCUUCUCAACAAAUUCCACUGCUAUGUGCAGCAUUGCUCCUCAUUGGAACCUCAACUCUGUUCUUCGUGUUCGUCUGCCCCCAUUUGGCAAAUGAAUAUUCCAUUGCUAUCCCUGUCUACGAUGGAAUCCUUACUUUGAUAGUUUUGGCCAGUUUCGCCAAUGCUUCACUAAGAGACCCUGGCGUAAUUCCCAGAGAAGAAACAUCAACUUCUGAGCAAGAGGAUGACUUCAGAGCUCCUCUAUACAAGAAUGUUGAUAUCAAUGGCAUUACAGUUCGCAUGAAAUGGUGUGAUACCUGCAAGUUUUACAGACCACCACGAUGUUCACAUUGUAGCAUUUGUAACAAUUGUAUUGAGAAUUUUGAUCAUCAUUGUCCUUGGGUAGAUAACUGCAUUGGCAGGAGAAAUUAUAGAUAUUUCUUUUUCUUUGUGUUUUCUCUGUCUGUUCACAUUAUAUCUGUAUUUGCCUUCUCUUUGAUAUUUAUUCUUGAGAAAAAGGAUGAACUGAGGGAAGCAGCAGUGGCAAUAGCUAUUAUGGUGGUGUGUGGACUAACGUCUAUUCCAGUGAUUGGAUUAACUGUGUUCCACAUUGGACUGGUGGCUAUGGGACGCACAACUAAUGAACAGGUGACGGGAAAGUUCCGCAGUGGUCAUAAUCCUUUUGAUAAAGGCUGUAAGAACAACUGCUUGGUGACACUUUGUUCUUCUCAAUAUUCAAAAUAUAUUGGUUAUAUGGAAAAUGUAGCCAAGGAAUCCACUAAGAACAAAAAGAGAAUAGAGAAGAAAAAAGAGAAAGAAAAGGAUGCAAACAAAUCUGUUGAUGUUGAGUUAACUGAAGUUAAAGUUGAGGUGACAAGUAAUCACUCCAAUCAAAAGUCACAGGAUGAUAGCAGAGAUGGUAGAGAUAGAAAUAGUCAUCAGAUGAGGUCUCAAGAUGGCAGAUCUUCUGUCCCAGUAACUACUGCUCCUCCACGAGUUUCAGCAACUUAUGUGAAGUCAAGUGUAAAUGGAAGAACAAUAAGUGGCAGCCGUGAAGUCACAGUUUAAUGUCAUGUUUGUAUGCUAUACAAGAUAAUAACCUCUAUUGCUACUGCAGUCCAAGGUGCUGAGUAUAAACCUUGAAUUUCAUGGAAGCAGUUGAUGGAUGAAUUUGCUGCUUUUCACCAGGAUUAGCCAGUGCUCACCUGUAAAUUUAACAAGGCAUGUCUUCGGAAGCAAGUGGUACAAUCAAUGGGAAGAGAGGCAGAAAUGUUGGAUACACAAGAUUUGCUGUGCAUAAAUUUACCCCUAAUUAAGAUUGUAAUCGUAAGGACUGACUUUUUUUUAAGGAAGUGAAUUUGUCAGAUCUAAGCAGGUUGCAAAUGUGAGGGUAACUAUGCUUCAUAUCUGCCUGCAUUGCUGAAUUAAUAGUUAACUCAUAUCUUUUCAUGUCAAAGUACAUGCAAAAUAUACUGCGUAUUCAAUCUACCUUAAAAGGACUGUAAUGAAGAGUAUAAAGAAUCAGUGAUUGCUGCACAUGGUUUCAAACACAAACAGUUGGGGUAAAAAUUGUUGCUGUUAAAACAGUUGAUGGCAGUAGUAUACUGUAAAUAAUCUGAAAAAAGUGUUGUAUAUUAUCUGAUGCCUAUAGUACUAAUUAAAAGAAGUCGUUUGAUUUUUAAUUUUUGUGUUGCUAUCCUGUUCAUGUUAAAUUCACAACUGUGCUAUUACAACGAUUGUUAUAAUAAUAAAUUACAUAUUUUUUAGUGCUUUUGUUAGUUAUCAUGAUAAUAAUGAUGAAUUGGUGCUUUGUAUAGUAAGUAAUUACAGAGUUAGGUUAUUUAGAAAUAUUUCCGUUUUGGCAGCUAUCAUUCAAACAAAGGAUAUAAUAUGUUCUUCGAUUUGUAAACUGCAUUAAUUUGAAGAAGUUUUCAUGGUGAGAGUUAUAAAUGGCAGUGAGUGCUGUUGUAAGAAAACAGUAUAUUUUUGUGCAAUGUAAUAAAUUGCAUGGGGAGGAAAAUUAUGUUAGCCAUUGGAAAGCGGAAAAAUAUAGAGACAAGAGGUAAAAUGUUGAAUAUUACUUUAAGGGAUCUUUAGACUGGUUAGCAUCCUUUGUACCAAGUGGGAAGAGGCGUUAAUUAACAAUAAUUUAACAUAGUGUAGAAAUGCACUAAAUUUCUGUUAGAUCAUUAUUUACUCACACAGAUCUAUCAAUACCACAUGGUUCCUUUACUGUACAAGUAGCUUACUGUAUUUAUCUCAACUUGCAUUUUAUUUUCAUUUUACUUCAGGAAUAAAUUACUCAUAUUUUGACAAAUUGUCAAAAUGUCAUUUGAUUGUAGACUCAGAUAAUAAUUCCUCAAAUCAACUGAAACUGCAGUUUCCAGUCUUGUGAUUGGUAGGAGACAUUUUGAAAAGCUCUCUGUGGCUGAUCUGUUCUUUGUGUGCUUCUUAUUUUGUGGUUUCCAUCGACCUUCAACAUGGCUAAAAAAUGAGUAGGGGAUCCAGUCAUUAAUUUGCUUCUAGAGUUCAUUGACACCCACCUUAUAGGCAUACUUGAAACAACAGAUAAGCAAUUGUUUGAUAUCCUUUUGCAGGCUUUGGCAUAGUGGUCAUCUGUAGAAUAUUUUAACUUCAGGUUUUAAGUAUAUAAACACAUUUCAGAAUGCCCCAUUUGGUCAAAGAGAAUAUGAAUGUAAAUCAAAUGCAUUGGCAGGGUUUAAAAAAAAAAACACAAUUGUGCAAUUAUUUCAAGUUAGUCAAACAUUUCCCCCCUAACUUGUAAAACUUCAUACAGCUAAGCGAUAGACAUAGACAAUGCAAGUGUUCUUUUUGUUCAUCUUGCACAAAUAUUUUUGAAGCCUCCUUCACAGUUAUUUUCCUGAAGAAGUCUAACAUUUGCUAUGAUUCUGUACUGAAUCAUGAAAAUACAAUUUGAUAUUUAGUUAUGGCAAUUAAUUGGUUUUUAAUUAUAAUUCGCUCAACAUUUAUGUUAAAGUUAUAAAAAAUAAAUAUCAAAGUCAA